AUGGCUCCCACUGAAAGCAACAAGCGUCUGGCUCUGGCCAUCGUCGACUUCCUCGGAUCUAGCCUUAAGGACGGCACCCUGACCGCUGAUGAUGCCGAAUCCAUCGAGAUUGCCCAGUCCUGCAUUGCCGAUACAUUUAAGGUUGACCCGACCGAUGAGGCUGCCGUGAAGGAGGCCGUCGGCGGACAAUCUCUUGCCAACAUUUACAGCGUCUAUGAGAAGCUGCGCAACAAGUCCACUCCCCAGGCCUCCAGCGCCGGCGCCCAGCAGUCCCAGGAUGACAAGCCCAAGGCCGGCGCACCCACUCCCGAGUCCGACAAGUUGAAGUCCGAGGGUAAUGCCCUCAUGUCCCGCAAGGACUACACCGGUGCCAUUGAGCAAUACACCAAGGCCCUGGAGAUUGCCCCAGCCAACCCUAUCUACUUGUCCAACCGCGCUGCUGCAUACUCUGCCUCUUCCCAGCACGAAAAGGCUGCUGAGGAUGCUGAGCUGGCUGUUGCCGCUGACCCCACGUACUCCAAAGCCUGGAGCCGUCUGGGUCUCGCCCGCUACGAGAUUGGUGAUUUCCACGCUGCAAAGGAGGCUUACGAGAAGGGUAUCGAGGCUGAGGGCAACGGUGGCAGUGAAGCCAUGAAGCGCGGCCUGGAAACCUCCCAGCGCAAGAUCGAUGAGGCUAGCCGCGGUACUGAGCCCCCUUCUGAGGAACUGGAUACUGCCCCUGGUGCCUCCCGUGGUGGUGGCGGUAUGCCCGAUCUGUCAUCUCUCGCCGGCAUGUUCGGUGGCGGUGGUGGCGGUAUGCCGGACAUGAGCUCUUUGAUGAGCAACCCCAUGUUCGCUAGCAUGGCCCAGAACCUCAUGAGCAACCCUGAUAUGCUCGGUAACUUGAUGAGCAACCCGCGCCUCCGUCAAAUGGCCGAGGGUCUUGGACAAGGUGGUGGUGGCGGUAUGCCCGAUAUGUCCAGCCUUAUGAGCGACCCCAGCAUUGCCGAAAUGGCCCGUAACAUGAUGGGUGGAGCUGGACGCGGUGCCGGUGGCCAGCAGUAA
Penicillium verhagenii is the source of this 1044-nucleotide messenger RNA. RefSeq lists its product as uncharacterized. Lineage: Eukaryota; Fungi; Ascomycota; Eurotiomycetes; Eurotiales; Aspergillaceae. Bases 1 to 1044 code for a protein of 347 amino acids. Gene Ontology annotation, molecular function: molecular adaptor activity; protein binding. Gene Ontology annotation, biological process: post-translational protein targeting to endoplasmic reticulum membrane. Gene Ontology annotation, cellular component: membrane; TRC complex. The record is from RefSeq and is a predicted model, not a curated record. The transcript is spliced from 3 exons.